Messenger RNA from Asterias rubens (European starfish), 4951 nucleotides. RefSeq names its product tyrosine-protein phosphatase 10D-like. NCBI's taxonomy places the organism in Eukaryota, Metazoa, Echinodermata, Asteroidea, Forcipulatida, Asteriidae. The record is from RefSeq and is a predicted model, not a curated record. The coding region runs from base 121 to 4530 and encodes 1469 amino acids. The transcript has 21 exons. Gene Ontology annotation, molecular function: protein binding; protein tyrosine phosphatase activity. Gene Ontology annotation, biological process: protein dephosphorylation.
UGCCUAAUAUAAAAGGGAAGUACAUAAUUGUCGCGCAAUAUGGUAGACAGUUUCUCGCCUAAGCCAUUCCCCGAAGCAAGCGCUGUUUGAAGCUGCCCCAAGCGGCAACGUAAUAUUAACAUGACGAGAAGAAUCAUGGCGAUUGCUACAGUAUUAAGGAUAUCGUUGGCUGCUUAUUUAACUUUGAUUUUAGGAACGAGUUUUGUUUCAGCUGUAAAUCAAACUGCAUCUCCAUCUACGGAUAGUGCGCCCACUUCAUUAGAAAGGGGGACAGAAGACACAUUCACUAGCGCAACCUUUUUGGAGGUGGACACUUUCUCGCCAGAAGUCACAACUGAUCUAGCGCCCUCUGUUGUCACGUCAGCCACUACAGCACUUUUGACAGAACUUGGGAUUACGGCGUCCGCCGUAACAUCAGUGGAUGGAAAUUCUACAAAAUCGUCUGGAAUUUCAUCAUCUCAAGGCGGAAGAGAUGAGUUGAGAACUCUGAUAACGUCCACAGAUGUUUCUACCAUAUUUCCCGACCAAAAUGGUGUCUCUACGGAAGGGACAGGGCCCUAUGUGCCGUGGACACCAGACGGAGUCGACCCAACAACUACCUUUGCUGAUGUCAGUCGGCAAACUACACCGUUGCUGUCACGCCCGGUCAUUGACCUCGCUAGCAUCCAAGUAACCCCUGACUCAAUCACUCUGUGCCUCAUUGAACCCGUUGGACCUGAGGGUUCUAUCUACUACUUCCUAGUCACCAAGUCCUACUUAGACGAAACCCGGACUUGGCAUAAAGAUCACUUUCUGAACGGCACAUCUGUCUGUAUGGCUAAACAUGGUCUCACCUCAGCGGUGAUGUAUAGCGUGAACGUAGUUGCACGAGAUGAUGAUUUUGGCAGAUCUGCAAGUGAUUUUAUUAAUAUCACAACAGUUUUUCAUAAACUCAACUUUCCGGAUCCAGAGUUGCAGCUCCUUGAUGGCAAUGUUACCAAGGCAACCGUUCAGUGGUUCUUUGAGAACCAAACCAACAUCAACAAGUACAUAUUUUCCUACAACCAAACAGACAGUUAUCCCGGUGGGUUUAAACAUUAUCGAUCCGAUGACCUGGCCGGAACAAAGCAACACAUCACCCUAUAUGGGAUCUAUCCAGGGGCACGGUAUGAACUCAACAUACAAGCAUUCAGCGGGCCGCUGUCAACCACUAUUUACAGAGAGUGGUUUCCAGAAACGGAACCUCCAUCAAAUGUAAGGGUAUUUAACACCACAGCAAACAGCUUCAGACUAGAGUGGAUCUUCCCUCCACACACCCCACCCCUUCUGGUAAAUUACUUCUCCAUCUCCUGCAAAGCGCAGAACUACAGAUUCAAACCAUCGAUGACAUGGCAAACCAGAGAGACUUUGUUUCUUGUGAGUGAGCUAUUACCUGGUGUUACUUAUGGAUGUUCAGUAGUCACUGUCAGCAGAAAUGGGAAAUCAAGCUAUCCCCAAAGCAUGACUGUAGACACUGGUGUUUUGCCACCCACAGGUAUCAGGAUUAGUGAGCGAACCAGCUCCACCUUCACGAUACAAUGGGACACACCAGAGGGAAACUACCAACAUGUCAUAGUCACUUGCUCUCAAUGCCUUCAUAAUGAACAGGUCAUUGGUUCAGGGAGUAACACAGCUAGGUUUGAAGGGUUGAAAUCUGGGAUUCAGUACAAUGUCACAUUGGAAACAAAUGCUCAGUCGUCCAGGAGUGACCCAAAUCUGUUCAACGUACUGACAUUGCCAAUGGGUCCAUCGAGCCUCAUUGUAUAUGUCCUGGAUGACAUCAAGCUACAGCUAGUUUGGACCAGCAAUAAUUGCCAAGGUUGUGUCGUGGACUUCUACAGAGCUACCCUCUUCCUUUCUGGGACAAAUCAUCAAGUCGCUGUUAAGAAUGUUCCAUGUAAAGGAAGAGAUUGUCAUUUAGUGUUUGAUCAUGAGCUACUACCGGGGCAGGAAUAUAGGGCUGAGGUGAGGGCAGACAGGGGAGGACUUCUCAGCUUGCAUCCAGUCACAGCCAUACAACGAAUACCACCAGCUGUCCCUGGUCCAAUCACCUUCAAGUCAGCUACCCACAGUCUGCUCCACAUGGCCUGGACACCCCCUAGGGGCAUUGUGGAUCGAUACAUCAUCGGGAUCUGCGAGGCAGAUCAGAUCCGAUCCUCGACUGCCUGUGAUACCUACCAAGUUGAGGUGAACUCUUCAAUAACAGACUUUAGGUGUAUUAAGUUGAAGACUAGUACGAGAUACAACAUCACAUUGACUGCUAAGUCUGAUACUCUCAUCAGUAGAUUGAGAUGGGUCAUCAAAUCAACUACCUCCCAUUACCCUAAAGCCGAUGAUGACCCUCCUAAAGCACCGAGUAGCACCAAUGACAUCACUCCUUACACCUUCCCUGUGACCUUUGACACGUCCUACUUUGACAACUCUGAGAGGGAUAUUGUGAACUACACUGUUCUGAUUGCAGAAGCAGGAGCUGUUAGCCACGCUGAUCUGCCGACCCAAGGGAAUUUGACUGAAGGGCUAAAGACUCGUACAUGGGCAGUAGCCAUCGAUCAAGAAACAAUACAACGUUACCAGAUUGCUGAACACUACUCUUAUGCUGAUCUUACUGCAGAAUCCGGUAAGAGAGAAGCCUACGCUAGUAGAACGAUUGUCAUUGGUGAAGAGUCCUGCUCUGAAGAGAAUAAAGACGUCUAUUGUAAUGGACCCUUGAAGCACAACAGAAUAUACGUCUACCAGUUCCGAGCGUUCACUAAAACCGGCUACUCCGAUACUCCGUUCUCCAGACAUGUUCUCUUACCGGAGGAUAACACUGGAGUUGUUGUAGGCAUCAGUGUCAUCCUGGUCCUGCUCUUUGUUAUCGUCCUUGUCCUCAUUAGCAUAAUCAUGAUACGCAAAUUCAGAGGUACAUACGGACGCUACAAGCCAGCUCACUCCAUGGAGCCAUUACCCAUCAGGAUGAUGACCCGCGCAUCAACCCGGCAGCGGAAUUCCCGUCCGGUCCUAUUGACAGACUUCUGUCAUGACUUCCAAGUAAUGAAUGCCCAUUGUCAUUAUGGAUUCUCACAGGAAUAUGAAGUUAUGGUUAAAGUGGGUCGUAAACUAUCCAGUAAUGCCGCUGUGCUGGCUGCAAAUGUUAGUAAGAAUCGCUACACUAACAUUCUCCCAUUUGAUCGAACUCGAGUCAUGUUGAGUCCAGUGGAUGAUGUUGAGGGUUCAGACUAUAUCAAUGCUAAUUACAUACCUGGUUACAACUCACCAAGGGAGUACAUCGCCUGUCAAGGCCCCUUGCCAGGAACAGUAGAUGAUACAUGGAGGAUGGUCUGGGAGCAAGACGUGGCUACUAUUGUCAUUCUCACACAACUCCUCGAAAAAGCUACGGUGAAAUGCGAUCAGUAUUGGCCCGAAGACAACACUCCCUUGCUGUAUGGAGACAUUAAGAUCCUGAUGAGUCAUAAAGAAGAAAUGGAGAAUUGGUGCAUCAGGGACUUUACUCUUCAAAUGUUUGAGACCACAAAGCAAGUCAGGCAGUUCCACUACCUUGCAUGGCCAGACCAUGGGGUACCAGACUCCAGUUCCACAUUAAAAAAUUUCAUCCACACAGUUCGAGAACAGAUUCCUAGCAACGGAACACCGACCAUCGUUCACUGCAGCGCUGGCGUCGGCCGCACUGGGACGUUCAUUUGUUUAGAUCGUCUGAUGAGACACAUGGAGGAUUAUAACUUUGUGGACAUUCUACGCAUUGUGUGUGAUAUGAGGAGUCAUCGUAACUUCAUGGUGCAAACAGAGCAACAAUACGUCUUCAUCCACAAGUGCAUUCUGGAGAUCCUGGAAGAAAAAGGUAUCGCCCCAAAACGUCUGCCAAGCAUCUCCUCCUUAGACACAUACGACAUGAACUCACGCCUGGGAAGUGAUGCAUCAGCCAUCAAACGUCACUCAGAGGGUGACGUUAUCAUGCGUCGGAGUUCUGUUGGUAGCGAGGACGACACGCUAAAGAGAAUGUCCAUGUAUAGCAUGGGAUCACCUAAGAGGUCUUUGAUUGAAGAUGACACUCGUUCCAGAUCCCAUAAGAAGUCUGCCAAUGGAGGAAGUAAUGGCUCACCUAAGAGGUCUUUGAUUGAAGAUGACACUCGUUCCAGAUCCCAAAAGAAGUCUGCCAAUGGAGGAAGUAAUGGGUCACUUAAGAGGUCUUUGACUGAAGGUGACACUCGUUCCAGAUCCCAAAAGAAGUCUGCCAAUGGAGGAAGUAAUGGCUCACUUAAGAAAUGCGCAAAUGGUAGUAGUAACGGAUCCCCCCAAAAAUGCGCAAACGGUAGUAAUAGGGGAUCCCCAAGAAAUAGCGCAAAUGGUAGUAUCAACGGGUCACCAAAGAAAUGCGGCAUUGAAAGUAGUAACGGAUCCCGUAGGAAUAGCGCAAACGCGUCACCAAAGAAAUGCGCAAACGGUGGUAGUAACGGAUCCAUCAAAAAACAUCCCAAUGGGAUCAAAACAGACGUCAGUGAGGAAAUUGUUUGAGAGCUUUUAGCUCAGUCUGGUAUUGCACUGCCUUGACCCUGCUCAUUUCAAAUAGCCACUUAAGACCCCGUCAUCACUCUUUAAUUUCCUUAUUAACCGUUUAGAGGCCAUAGCGGCACGUGCAGCUAGUACGGAAAGGCCUCAAACCGCCACAAGAUAUGACCUACUUAUACUCGGACAGAGCAAGUGGUCAAAGAAAAACUCAUGUACCCAAUUGACAUUGUUCAACGUUUCCCAUGUUAACAUCUUAAUAUUUUUCCUGACAUUUUUUUUGACAAUAGCAGAGUCAAAUAAUGACCAAGUUUAGCAAUAUCUGGAUAAUAUUGAUAAGUGUACAGAAUGAAUGCUCUUAAAGCCAUUAUACACUUUUGUAACAGCAAAAAGAAUUUCAAUUCUCGAUAUCGAGAAUUACGGAUUUAUU